Glarea lozoyensis ATCC 20868 is the source of this 285-nucleotide messenger RNA. RefSeq lists its product as uncharacterized. The record is from RefSeq and is a predicted model, not a curated record. Bases 1 to 285 code for a protein of 94 amino acids. NCBI's taxonomy places the organism in Eukaryota, Fungi, Ascomycota, Leotiomycetes, Helotiales, Helotiaceae. The transcript has 2 exons.
AUGUUGUUUCUUGAAGCCGCCAUUUGUCUCCUCUCUGUUACCGGCCUAGCUUUGGCUGUCACAUCCCCACGUUCUUCCGAGGAUGUAUCUAUUGAAGAUGUCAAGACCGGUCGUGUAUAUCAUAAUGUCGAAGAAUGGAUGGCCGAUAUGGACGAAUGGAUCGAUAUGAGGAAAAAGGAUGCAGAGGCAGAGAAGGAUAAAAUUGAUCCAUUUUCGGUAGGCCAACCUGGCGCAGAGCUCAUUGAUCGAUUUUUAGAUCUUCUCACUAAAGGAAGCUACAGGUAG